AUGCCUCCCUUUAGAAUUGGAUUGCUGAAACGAAAGUCGGAUACUAAAGAAACUAAACCGAAGGUGUCUGACAGUUCACAGGAAGAAUCCGAUGAUGAGAAGUUAAUAAGUGGACAGCUGGAUGCUGAUGGAGAUGACACAGAUUCUGAGCAUGAGGAGGAGGAAGCUUCUGACCAUGAACAAGAUGAGGUGCUAUUUGAUGACAGUGCAGACUCCACAUUAGGAGAAGAUGAACAUGUGGCUGAUGCUUCGGAAGAAUCAUCAGACUUAGAAGAUUCAGAAGAAGAUGAUGACGAUGAUGAGGGGACAUCAAAAGAAGAAGAAUCAGGUGAUGAGUCAGAAAAAAGUAGUGUAGAUAGUGGAGCUGAAUCGGGUCCAGUGCAUACACAAUCUGGGGCUAGUGACUCAGAAACUGACAAGAAAAGCAAAAAAGAUAAAAGACAGAAGGUAAAAGUAAAAAAGGACAGAGGCCAGAAAACAGAGAGCAGUAUAGACCGAUUGGCAGAUACUAUCAAGAAAACUUCCGUGACCCAGCUAAAGCCAGUGGGACAGAAGGAUGAGUACGAGUCCGGCGACACGUCUGACGAGGAGGACCGUCGCAACACGGUGGGCGACGUGCCCAUGUGGUGGUACAACGAGUACCCGCACGUAGGCUACGACCUUGACGGGCGGCGCAUCAUCAAGCCGCCCCAGAGGGACCAGAUCGACGAGUUCCUCAAGAAGUGUGAAGAUCCCGAGUUCUGGCGAACAGUCCGUGAUCCCAGCACGGGCCAGGAUGUAAUUCUCAGCAAAAAAGACUUAAAAUUGAUACACAGGCUGAGAGAAGGACAUGUCCCUGACCCUACACACGAUGAGUACCAGCCGUGGGUGGAGUGGUUCACUCGCGAGGUGCUGCAGACGCCGCUCCGCGCGUUCCCGGAGCACAAGCGCUCGUUCCUACCGUCACGCUCCGAGCAGAAGCAGGUGGCGCGCAUCGUGCACGCGCUCAAGAUGGGCUGGACCAAGACCAGGAAGCAGCUCGCCGACGAAAGGAGGAAGAAGAGGGAAAAGAACUUCUACAACUUGUGGGGCUCCACCACGGAGGAGGAGGAGCAGCGCCUGCGCGGCAUCCACAAGCACAUCCCUGCUCCACGACGUGCCCUCCCCUCGCACGCCGAGAGCUACAACCCACCCCCGGAGUACCUGCUCGAUUCUAAGGAGCUGAAAGAGUGGAACAAGUUGUCGGAGACCCCUUGGAAGCGCAAGUACACGUUCCUGCCCACGCAGUACGCGAGCCUGCGCCAGGUGCCGGCCUACGAGCGCUUCACGCGCGAGCGCUUCCUGCGCUGCCUCGACCUCUACCUCGCGCCGCGCGCCAUCAAGAUGAGGUUGACUAUCAGUCCGGAGGACUUGGUGCCGAAAUUGCCGUCGCCCCGCGACCUGCAGCCCUUCCCCACGAGCGAGUCGCUGGUGAUGCGCGGUCACGUAGGGCUGGUGCGGAGCGUGGACUUCGAUCCCGCCGGCCAGUACGUCGUGUCCGGCGGGGACGACUGUACGCUGAGAGUGUGGGAGAGCAGCACGGGGCGGUGCCUGCGCACGGUGCGGCUGGCGGAGAGCGUGAGCCGCGUGGCGUGGAUCCCCACGGCGGGGCUGAGCCUGGUGGCGGCGGCGGCCGGCGCGCGCCUGCUGCUGCUCAACCCCGGCGCCGACGUGGGCGCGCACCGCGUGGCGCAGCGCACUGACGACCUGCUCGAGGAGCCGCCGCCCAAGCACGACGUGCAAGUGGACGAGCGCACGUCGUCCGCGGUGGAGUGGCAGCGCGUGACGCCGGAGGAGUGGGCGCGCGGCGUGCGGCUGGCCAUCUCCCACUUCAAGCCCGUCACGCACGUGGCGUGGCACGCGCGCGGCGACUACCUGUGCGCGACGCUGCGCGAGGGAGCGUCGCGCGCCGUGGUCGUGCACCAGGUCUCGCGCCGCCGCAGCCAGCUGCCCUUCAGCCGCGCCAAGGGGCUCGUGCAGUGCGCGCUCUUCCACCCCACCAGGCCGCUGCUCUUCGUCGCCACCCAGCGUGUGGUGCGCGUGUACGACCUCGUGAAGCAGGAGUUGGUCCGCAAGCUACUGACGGGCGCGCAGUGGAUCAGCCACAUGGCCGUGCACCCCGCCGGCGACAACUUACUCGUCGCAUCCUACGACAGGAAGUGCAUAUGGUUCGACCUGGAGCUGUCGUCGAAGCCGUACCAGACGCUGCGGCUGCACGGUGGCGCCGUGCGCGCCGUGGCCUUCCACCGGCGCUACCCGCUCUUCGCGUCCGCCGGCGACGACGACAACAUCAUCGUGUCGCACGGGAUGGUCUACAACGACCUCCUACAAAACCCCCUGCUGGUCCCGCUGAAGCAGCUGCGCGCGGGAGGCCGCGCCGAGGAGCUGUGCGUGCUGGACGUGCGCUGGCACCCCACGCAGCCCUGGCUGCUGGCCGCCGGCGCAGACUCUACGCUGCGCCUCUACACUUGA
This is a messenger RNA of Arctia plantaginis, 2490 nucleotides long. The record is from the annotation of a GenBank genome assembly. NCBI's taxonomy places the organism in Eukaryota, Metazoa, Arthropoda, Insecta, Lepidoptera, Erebidae.